AUAAAAUAACACAUAAUGUGAAAUAUACUUUUAGUAACAGGUUUAAUGAAGACGAAGUCGAAACAUCAGGAAUAGUUGUGCGUUUCGUGCCCAUUAAUAAAUUACAAUCUGACUGAAGAAAUGGUCCUCCAAAUGUGGACUAUGUUAACUCGCAAUGUGAUUGUUUUAUGCGUUAGUUACUCGUGUGUUACUUAUGCGGCCGACCAACCAAAUAUUGUGUUUAUAAUAGCUGACGAUCUUGGAUGGAACGACGUCGGCUUUCACGGCAGUAACCAGAUACCGACCCCAAAUUUAGACGCUCUGGCUUACAACGGCAUAAUUUUAAACAGUCAUUACGCACAGUCUAGCAGCACCCCCACCAGGUCGGCUUUGCUUACGGGAAAAUUUCCAAUGCGACUUGGUAUGCAGGGACCUGGAAUAGCGGCUGCCGAGAAAAGGGCAUUACCGGAGCAUAAAAUUUUGCCAGAAUAUUUUAAGGAUAUGGGUUAUGUUACGCAUCUUGUGGGCAAAUGGCAUUUGGGAUAUUCUAGGUGGAACGAAACGCCCACCUUUCGGGGCUUCGAUCAUCAUUUCGGAUACUACAAUUCGUUCAUGAGCUACUUUGAUUAUUUGUCAACAUGGACGUACAAUGAUAAAGAUUAUACGGGUUUCGAAUUGAGAAGUGACGGAGUACCAGCAUUUGAAGAAACUGGAAAAUAUGCUACCGAUUUGUUUACGGAUAUUGGGACGAAUAUUAUCAACGAACACGACAACUCGCGCCCUCUGUUGCUUCUGGUCUCUCAUUUGGCCGUUCAUGCUGCUAAUAAGGGAAAACCAUUGGAAGCUUCUCAGGAAACUGUUAAUAAAUUUCAGCACAUCGUUGACGCAAAUAGAAGAACGUACGCAGCCAUGGUUUCAAAAUUGGAUGAUAGUGUUGGAGCAAUUGUGGAUGCUCUAGAUCAGAAAGGGAUGACGUCAAAUUCUAUCAUCGUUUUUAUUAGCGACAAUGGAGCCCCAACGGUAGGCGAGUAUCAAAAUUGGGGUAGUAACUAUCCACUACGGGGCAUUAAGAACACUCUUUUUGAGGGUGGCAUACGGACUAUCGCCCUUAUAUGGAGUCCAUUAAUAGUGCAAAGUACCAGAGUGGCAACGGAUAUGAUGCACGUUGCGGAUUGGUUACCAACCCUAUUCACCGCAGCAGGUGGCGAUAUUGGUUUGCUCGAUCCCGAACUCGACGGUAUCGACUUGUGGUCCAGCUUGGUGUACGAUUUACCUUCGCCAAGAAAUGAUAUUCUAAUUAAUAUCGACGAGAAAACGAGGAACGCAGGGCUUCGAUUCUACAACUGGAAAUUGAUCGUCGGAACAAGUCUUAAUGGAACAUACAACCAUUACUACGGGCACAUCGUCAUGGAAGACAUCGAUUCGCAGCCCUACAAUACCUCUGCUAUCUAUGAUUGUCCGGUAGGAAAAGUGGUUAGAAAAAUUAAUUACAACCCGGUAACCGAAUCAGAAUACGAGAGACUGAGAAGAAUGGCGACUUUAAGAUGUUUAGUUCCUGGCGCCAAAAAGAAUCCAUGCGAUCCUGCGACCGGUUCCGUGUGUCUCUACGAUAUCCCCAGCGACCCUUGCGAAGAGAACGAUUUGGCCAAAUUUUUUCCAAGUGUCGUGCGAAGGAUGAAAAGAGCUCUGGUAGACUAUCGACAAAGUCUAGUGCCGCAGAUCGAAGGCGAAAUCGAUAUCGAUAUGGCGGAUCCUAAAUUGUUCAAAUACACCUGGAACCCUUGGGUCGACUGCUCAGAUCUAACUUGCGAACUUUCUUAAGGCUCGGUGAAGAUUUGUACAAAGUUGCACUUACCAAAUAUAAAUCAACGAUAGCGUUAAUGUAAAGUAGCUCUCAAUAUAUUGUUUCGAAAUUA
Cylas formicarius (sweet potato weevil) is the source of this 1895-nucleotide messenger RNA. RefSeq names its product arylsulfatase B-like. The coding region runs from base 121 to 1800 and encodes 559 amino acids. The record is from RefSeq and is a predicted model, not a curated record. The transcript is spliced from 10 exons. Lineage: Eukaryota; Metazoa; Arthropoda; Insecta; Coleoptera; Brentidae.